GUUUCAGGGGGCGUCUGCACCGGGAGUGGGGGCCGGAGUUCCUAGCGGACGUCGGGUUGCGGGGCCUGGUGCAGCGGCGGAGAAGAGAACCGAGGGACCAGCAGGGAUGCUGCCUGGGGUCCUUCCUUAAGGGUGCUGGAGAAAGCGCGCUAUCCCCGCUGUAUUUAGAAUGACCCGAGGGUGGAGGUGAACCCUUCCUUACACGUAACAGGUUUUGCGAGUGGCGGACACUUCCUCUGUGGGACACAGAAGAGUGCUGGUGAGCGGAAAGGAUGCCUCCUAAGUUCAAGCGCCACCUAAAUGAUGACGAUGUCACUGGGUCUGUGAAAAGUGAAAGGAGAAAUCUUUUGGAAGAUGACUCAGAUGAAGAAGAGGACUUUUUUCUACGGGGACCAUCUGGACCAAGAUUUGGGCCUAGAAAUGAUAAAAUUAAACAUGUUCAGAAUCAGGUGGAUGAAGUCAUUGAUGUAAUGCAAGAAAAUAUUACAAAGGUCAUUGAGCGAGGAGAGCGGCUAGAUGAACUGCAGGACAAAUCAGAAAGCUUAUCGGAUAAUGCAACUGCAUUCAGCAACAGAUCUAAACAGCUCCGAAGGCAGAUGUGGUGGCGUGGAUGCAAAAUAAAAGCCGUCAUGGCUUUGGCCGCAGCUAUCCUUUUGCUAAUGAUUAUCAUUCAGAUCAUCCUGCACUUGAAAAAAUGAAGUUUUACCACCAUCAAAACUAUCAUUACUUAACACCUGUGAAGAUCAACAGAAAAAUUCAAGUAGCUUUGCUAAUGUUAGUUGAUGCCCAGUGAAAUCAGGUCAUGACUUCUAUGCCUGAAGCGUGCCCUUGUGGUUUGUCUGUAACAGAUGCCUCUUCCUUGCAACAGUUUGUGAUGAGUGGGCUCUUCCUCCUGAUCAGAACUCAGUGAUGCCUGUGGUCUUUGAUUCCAUUGUCAUAACAAAACCCUUUGGAAAUUGUCCCAAAAUUGUAUAAACUGGGACAUUUAUUGAUUAAGAGAAGGUCCAGAAUUGAUGAUGGAACACUGUUUAAGGUGGAGAAAGGGUAGUACACAUCAGGUGUCCUUACAGUUCAUCUCUGGGCUCUGCAUUAGAAAGUACUGUUGGCGCUUUAAUGGCAGAGUUGACACCUUGCUGUUCUGUGUAGCAUGUGGGUACCCUGUAAAUACAUACACACAGGCUGAGGCCCAGACAUGGAAGUUGCUUGAAGUCUUUCCUUACCACUUCCACGUGGUCUCUGUCCUGUUAGCACUGUAAUCCAAACAGACUUGUCUUGUAAAUACUUUGUGGUUAGAAAAUACGCGAGAAGUCUUUUCCACAUUGAACACAAAUGUCGUUAGUUGUAUUGAGUCAGAGUGUUACUAAGCUAGGGACUGUACUAUCAAUCAGAUUUUGUGUUUUCACAUAGAAAUGUUACUGGAAUCAUUUUUACUUUUCCAUGAGUGGUAGUAAGAACUGAGCCCAUCUAAAUACGUUUUGGGAAGGCAGUUGCCAUAAAACAGUGUAAAGACAGUGAGUCAGAAGGAGCAGAAAGGGGCCAUCUUAGUCCAUACAAAUGCCACCCUCCCUUAGACUGACAAGAGUUUGAGCCUAUUUUUGUUUGUCUUGUUUUUGAGACUAUGUGACCCACGUUGGCCUCAAAGUCAUAGAGAGCCACCAGCCUCUGCCUCCUCGGUGCUGGAAUUAAAGGUGUGCCACCAUGCCCUGCAGCCUUUUUCUUUUUCAUCAAAGAAAAAUUCCUGGGCUCAAGUAAUCUUUCUAACUUAGCCUCACAAGUAGCUGAGAACACGGAGGCACCACCAUGUGCAGAUGGGUCUUCUCUUUCAGCCUGGUGUUAGUCUUACUUGGAUAUUUAUUUUCCUAUGUCAAGUAGAAUAAGGGAUGGGAACACACUUUUAUUCUGGCUCUUGUUUUAUUUUGCAAAGCUUCUUAGAACAAGUGAGUAGGGCUGAAAAUAAAAACAUUGCUAAUCCAGUUGGAAUAAUUGUAAGCUUGUAGAGCAAGGACUAUGCCGCCCUGUUGUCUCUCAGCACUGCAGCUCUCUGGCAGAUGCUAGACAAACGUGAGGGGAGAGAAGGCUGUGCUUAAGAAGUCACACCGUGUGGGUGUGAGAGCUGAUUCCCAGUGUGUUUUGAGAGGUGUCAUGAGUGAUCUAGGUGAUUACCUAGAGAUAAACAUGUUCUUGUUAUAAUUGAGUAUAGAAAAAUUCUAGUUUUACAGUGUUGCAUUAGCUUCUUUUCACUUGAAAAGUUUAUAAAGUAAAAUCACAUUAUUUUAAAGCUGUAAAUUGCAUAUGUCUAAGGAUUUAGUAAAAUGUUAGCAAUAAGAAAAUUCAGUAUUGAUUUUAUGUCUUAGUUGUAUGUCAUUAUUUUACUUCCCACAAUCCCUAAUUUAACCAUUUCGGCAAGUGCCUUUGACAUUUAAGGGGUAUGAUGGGAGAUGAGCAAAUGUAGGUGCCACACCCGUUUCCCUGACUUCUCAAUUCCUCGUGGCCAUUUCUGUUUUACAGUGCUACAAAGUUCAGUCUUUGUGUUCAUGUGGAAUGUGUUUGUAGCCUCUCCAAAGUAAACAGCAAAAUAAACCAUUUUGUAGAAAAUGAAAAGUAAGCACUUUGGGUUGUUCAGUAUGUAUAUCCUGUUGACUUAACUUCAAAGCAAAACGCGUGUACAAUCACCCUAAUUUCAUUGGUCCUUGAUUUUCCACUAAAAUACAUGGAGUAAAAGUAAAACCUAUCUAGAAAGAAUUUCUCAAUGUACAGCACCAAGUGUCAAGAGCCGGGAAAUGAUUGAUUAGGUACUCAGGUUUAACCUCUCUGGUGUCCAUUUCAGAGAGAGGAAGAGGACAAAAGCCGCUUAAUUUUAAUAAUGUACCAGUCAGAGCUGGGCAUGGUGUUAUCUGCCCAUAAUUCCAGCACUCAGGACGUAGAGACAGGUGAUCAGGGAGUAGUUGAAGGCAGAGACAACUGCAUAGUGUGAAGUCAGCUUGGGCUGCGAGAGCUUGUCUUUAUUUAAAAAACAAGUCGUCCCAGUCAACACCUGGCACCUGGCCCUCCGCAGUGUAGCGCGGUCUGAGUAGUGAUCUCUGUCACUAGCUUCCCCCCAGACCCUAAAUGUCAUCUCUGUAGUAUCCCAAAGCUGUGCUCAGGAAUGGAGAUAGGAAACACCUUAGGUACACCCUAAGAAUGGCAAAUCUAGAGGACACUAUUCGGUCUUUGUGUUUGCGUAUCAGCAUGUAAUAUACUUGGUGGCUCCACUUCUGAAUGUCCCCAACUCCUGACGUUGUAGUCCUCCCAAUACAACUCUCGGUCCUCUCUGAACACAUUCCCUUAUAAUCUUAUCUAAUAUUAUCAUGAAACACCCUUGUUCUGACAUCCCAAGUUCAUGUCUCCUUCUCUUGAAACUGGACUCAUGAAUAUUCCAUUUGUCAUGUUUCAUUAUUACUUAUUACUGCUUGUACAAGCCCAAAAUAAAAUUCUAAUGCCAGGUAUAGCACAUACCUGUAAUCUCCA
This is a messenger RNA of Myodes glareolus (Bank vole), 3507 nucleotides long. The record is from RefSeq and is a predicted model, not a curated record. NCBI's taxonomy places the organism in Eukaryota, Metazoa, Chordata, Mammalia, Rodentia, Cricetidae.